AUGGCGACGAUGGGAUUCACCCAGAUCAACUUGCACCACAGCAGGGGCGCCUCGGCUGUUUUGGCCAGGAGUAUGGCUGUGGUGCACACAGGUAUUUGCCUAAUGCAGGAACCCUGGGUAUAUAGGGGCUGCAUUAGGGGCAUUGCGGUCUGUGGCAGACUUUUCAAGUCCCCCACAGAGUCCAGUCCCAGGGCCGCGAUUGCGGUCAAGGGACUAGAAGCGCAACUCAUGCCGGAAUUUUGUUCCAGAGACGUUGUAGCAGUUACGGUGGAUUUCCUCAGAUUUACCACGGGCGAGACCAGGAGGAUGGUGGUGAGCUCGGCGUACUUCUCACAUGAAGAGGAGGGCUCGCUUCCGCUAGGCCCUGUGGCUAGGCUGGUGGAUUACUGCCAAGAUAAGGGGCUGCCGCUUAUAGUGGGAGUUAUAUGGGGUGCGACGCUAAUGGGCACCACACUGUUUGGGCGAGCACCAAUCGGGGCAUGGAGCCCCGCGCAAGUGAGCCUCUCCCUUCUGGAGUACCUGGUAGCCACUGACCUGGAAAUCCUGAACAGGGGCAACGAACCAAUAUUUCAGAAUAUGCUUAGGCGUGAGGUACUUGACCUUACUCUAUGCUCGAGAAAUUUGGUUCCGGAGGUUGUCGGGUGGCAGGUAUCAUCGGAGCCCUCUUUCUCUGAUCAUAGGCAGAUCGUCUUCAGGCUUGCCAAUGUGAGGCCUGAAACAAUCUAUAGAAGAAAUCCGAGAAGGACGGAUUGGGACUCGUUUCGUGAAGAUCUCUCCAAUGGUCUUUGCGGCUUCCCUAAGAGGCACGAGACCGCUGCUGAGGUAGAGCUCUGCGUAGAUCAUCUACAAAGAGCUUUAGUGGGCAGCUUCGAAAAGAAUCGUCCAACGAGAGCAGUUCGCUCUAAUAAGAAGGUCUCUUGGUGGGGACCGGGACUGCAGAGGCUCAGGGAGGGGGCUCGGCGUGCCUGGAAUAGAGCCAAAAUCACGGGUCGCCCGCUCGACUGGGAUCUCUACCGGAGGGCCCAGAAGACCUAUAGGGACUCUGUAGUAGCCGCCAAGAAAGAGAGCUGGAGGAGAUUCUGUGAGUCGAUGGAGGAGGUUCCGGAAGCCUCUAAGUUUUGCAGAAUCCUGGCGAAAAACCCGGACUCAAACCUGCAGGCAAUACGCCUCCCGGAUGGGGACGUGGUUUCGGGAGAGCAAUGUCUGGCUCACCUUCUGGAGACCAAUUUUCCGGGCUUCAGGAGGGGGCUUGAUGUCGACUCAGACAGGGGGACUGCGGAGCCCAGAUUAAGGGCACUCCGCUGGACCGGAUGGGAUUUUUCCGGCGCUCUUACAAGAGGAGCUCGGGCAGAUCAGUGGGCCGCUCACGCGGAACCUGAGAGUUUGUCUUGCUCUGGGCUACACGCCCAGAGCUUGGAGGCUGGCGAGGCCACCCUCUCAAUACCACUAUUCAUACCUAAAGUCGGAAGGACCUGUUGCACCUCUGCCAAGGAUUUCAGGCCGAUCAGCCUGACGUCAUUUAUUUUGAAGACGUUGGAGAAGCUGGUCGAGGUCUGUUUGAGGAAUAUUGUCCUCAUGCGGCAUCCGCUGCAUGAGAAUCAACAUGCCUACAGAAUAGGCUACUCUACGGAAACGGCGCUCCACUCUUUGGUUUCCCAAAUUGAGAGAGAUCUCAUGGAGGCUACACGGUGGGGACCUUUCUGGACAUAG
Molecule: messenger RNA, 1710 nt
Organism: Formica exsecta
Lineage: Eukaryota; Metazoa; Arthropoda; Insecta; Hymenoptera; Formicidae
Exons: 3
Coding region: 1-1710 (569 amino acids)
Source: RefSeq, a predicted model, not a curated record